CCUACACACUCACAGGGAUCAGAGACACUCCAGAUAAAGACGUCACCUCUCUGCCCUCCCUGUUUGCUCUUUGGACCUCAAAAAUUUUUUGCAUCACUAAAAGAGCUGCUCCCAAACUGCAGACUCAGUGAAAGCUGCAUCUUUUCAGACUUUCCCCCUCACAGCUGAUGUUGACUUUCAAAAAGCCUGAGCCGUUGAGGGGAACGCUUCCUGGCUGAGUGGGAUCUGGAUCUGAUUAGAGCGUGGAUCCGUCGAGCUUGAUGCUGCAGACAUGUAGCCAGAGCUGGAGCUAACUGCGUGACCAGAGGGAUUGUGGGAAGUGAAUGAGAGCUUUAUGCGAAGGUGGAAAGAGGGAUGCUUUUCCUGGAGCGCCUGUGUGUGAUGAACCUAGAACGCAGCGAAAGAGGGGAGCGCCCUUCUCCCAGAGGCCCGGAGAUGGAGCCCCGUGCUGGGGGAAAGAUGGGGAAGAUAUCUGUGGGCUUCCAGAGGAGCUCCACCUCAGAUGACGACUCUGGGUGUGCGUUGGAGGAGUACGCAUGGGUGCCACCGGGACUCAGGCCUGAGCAGGUCCAGAUGUAUUUCUCCUGUCUGCCAGAGGAGAAGGUGCCGUAUGUCAACAGCCCUGGAGAGAAGCACAGGAUCCGACAGCUCCUCUACCAGCUGCCGCCACAUGACAAUGAGGUGCGUUACUGCCACUCUCUGACGGAGGAGGAGAAGAGGGAGAUCCACAUGUUCAGUGCCCAGAGGAAGAGGGAGGCACUGGGGAGAGGAACACCCAAGAUCCUGCCCCGAGCUCUGCACCACACCCGCUGUGAAAAUUGUACUGGAGGCAUCAGUGGAGGAGAGAUGGCAAUUUUCGCAUCCAGAGCAGGACCCGGCCCCUGCUGGCAUCCAGCGUGCUUUGUGUGCGCCACGUGUCAAGAGCUGCUUGUGGAUCUGAUAUACUUCUACUACAAUGGAAAGAUCUUCUGUGGACGACACCACGCUGAGCUUCUAAAACCACGAUGCUCUUCUUGUGACGAGAUCAUUUUUGCGGAUGAGUGCACUGAAGCAGAGGGUCGUCACUGGCACAUGAAGCACUUUGCCUGUUUUGAGUGUGAGACCAUGCUCGGGGGGCAACGAUACAUCAUGAAAGAUGGCCGGCCCUACUGUACUGGGUGCUUUGAGUCACUGUAUGCAGAGUACUGUGAGGCCUGUGGUGAAAACAUUGGUGUUGACCAUGCCCAGAUGACCUAUGAAGGUGUACACUGGCAUGCCUCAGACCAGUGCUUCUGUUGUGCCCAGUGCAAGACAUCCUUGCUGGGUUGUCCCUUCCUACCAAAGCAGGGUCGCAUCUAUUGCUCAAAGGCCUGCAGCCAGGGGGAAGACAUUCAUGCCUCCGACUCGUCUGACUCUGCCUUCCAGUCUGCCCGCUCACGUGAGUCACGUCGCAGUGUGCGCAUGGGGAAGAGCAGCAGGCCUGCUGAACAGUGGAGACAGUCGCAGCUGUUUAACCCUCCUGCUGUCGUACCCCCGUUUGAGUACAGAGAUGGAGAGGGUGAUGGAGAUGCUGAUUGCGACAUUGGUAUCAUUGGGCGUAAGCUGGCCCGUCAAGGCCUGGAGGACGAGAGGUUCUGGCGGGAGCGGGAGGAGCAGGAUGCUGGUGGAGAGGAGGAUCCAGAGGAAUGGGCCCAGCAUGAGGACUAUAUGACUCAGCUCCUUCUCAAGUUUGGGGACCGCGGAAUGCUACAUCAACUUCAGCAGCCAUCCCUUCAAUCUCCCAGCCCCAGCAGUGAUAGAAACAGGUUAAUAAGUGUCUCUGACCCCUGGCUAAAGCCUGAUACUGCAUCUAUGGGGGUUACUGCGUCCUCACCCACCCCUGCCAGUCCCACUCAGAGCCAGACUUCUAAUCAAUCCCGAGCCAACAGCCUUAGCCCUGGACUGAUGAGCAAGAAGAACCUGCCUGAAAUGUACUGGGCUCAGUCACAGGAUGGGUUGGGAGACUCAGCCUAUGGAAGUCACCCAGGUCCUGCUAGUGCCAGAAAGAUCCAAGAGCUGGAGCUGGACCAGGAUCAGGACCAAUCUGAGACAGGAAGACGGGCCUUCUGGCCAGACACCAGGCAGUGGUAUGAAGAUUCCCUCGAGUGUAUCGCUGAUGAGCUGAGGAAAGCUGAGCAGGGUGCUGGAGAUUCCAUGGACUCCCUGGCGCUCUCGAAUAUAACUGGUGCAUCAGUGGAUGGAGACGGCAGGGAUAGACCUAUAGUCUACACCCUUGCCAUUCAGGGUCCCUCAGUGGCAGAUGACUGUGAGAAAAUGAGCAACAUGGGAACGUUUAAUUCAUCUCAUCUUCACCACAGUGCCAACUCUCUCAACCUUAACAUAGAGAAGGGAGAUGAUGAGGAGGUAGCAUUGGCAAUGAGGGGAGGACCCCCAGGAGGACUUCUGUCAUUGUCCCCACGUUCAGAAGACCUCCCUCCUUCCUUUGUCCAUGCUCCAGCUCUGAGGAGGAGCAAGUCCCAGUCCAGGCCUCCUCAGAUGGUCAAGUUCUCAGAAGACACUGUGGACAAUGGAUAUAAUGACGGGUUUGAUGUCAAUAUUAGAAAGCAUCCCAUGAGUGAGAAGCCACAACGGAGGGUGUAUUGCCCAGAUGAGAUGGGCCGAGAAAGAAGCCGCCCAUCAAGCCACCAUGGGCGCAGCAGGCAGCACCACCACCGGCAAGGCCGGCACCAUAGGAGCCGCAAAACUCGCUCGGACAACAACCUUCACAUGGUGCCUUUGGAGAAAGCACAGAGGCCGUAUGAGCCCCAGCAGCAGGGUUUGGUAAACCCUCCUUGUGGUGCCAUGCUCCUUCAGCAUCCUGCACACAGGCUGCCCUUGGCCUACUCCCAAACCAGAUCUGACUAUUUGCUUCAGGGCUCAGCUCAAGGAGACCCACGAGUCGAGCAUUUCAUGGGUCUCUACAGAGACGAGGAUGACUUUUGCUCUACUUGCUCUUCCUCAUCGUCGGACUCUGAGGAGGAGGGUUAUUUCCUGGGCCAGCCGAUCCCUAAGCCUCGUGUGGCUGGGCGCUACUACGCUGAGGACUACCCUACAAGGGUUACAGCCCUCUCUCCCCAGAGCCUCGGCUCACAGACUGGUCGCAGAAAGAGCCACCGCUCCAAAAACUGUAUCAUCUCUUAACAGCUUAGAGUGCAUUUACAUUAUAACCUGCACUAGACUUAGCAAUAAAGUCAGAUUUCCUGAUCAUUAUAGUUUUGCAGAUGAAAUCUGGGUUUAGAGAGGCAGUUUAAAGCAACCCAUGUGCACAGACUGCGGAUUUUGCCCGAACAGAAGGUGCAUGGCCAACUGUCAAGAUGCAUAUCAUAUUUUAGGCCCAAAUCUACUGAAAGAACAAAUCCAUCCAAACUGCUAAGACAGAUCUGUGUAACAUAUUGUCAAAAUCAUUUUUUGUGUAUGUGCAAAUUUGGCCUAUAUACUUACUGAAUUUUAGCACUAACAUGACACACCCGUAAAGUUAGAAGUCUUUCUUUAGACAGUGCAGACCAGAAUUAUGCAGAGCUGGCAGAGUGGUGAUAUUUUUUCUUUCAUUUCAACAUUUGCCUUUGAGUUUUUAAAAAUGUUAAAUGUUAAAUGUUUGAUGUUAAGUUUCGCAGCAUUAUCUUUGUGUGCAUUAAAAUGGCAACACAGUGUACACAGAGGCUGAUAAAGUAGAAAAUAGAAACAAACCAAAUAAUUAUUUAAUGCAUAAUAGUACAGAAUGAUAAUGUAUAUAUUAAGUUAAGAUUUUAAUACUGGUAUUUUUAUAUCCGUGUUUUAAAGAAUUGUUUCUGUUGAAGUGUAUGAUAGAAAAAAUAGCAGUUGUAAUGGUAAACAAACAGACCUCGUUAAUAUUUCAUGAGAAACAAACAAAGAAGGUGCCACUUCAUAAACUGUGCUCUCUUCACAGUUAAGUGCCAUGUUACUUGGUAACAAUGUCUAUUAUCACAUAUAUUCCACAAUGCUCAAUAUUGGUGUAGAAAAUAUGAAACGAAUGGCUGCAACACCUGCAUUUUCCAUAUUCAGCUGAACUGUUCACUACCCUUGCUCUGACAUAACCAGCUAAAUGCUUUGUGAUGUAAAGACGCUUGUAAUAAAUAUUUUUUCUCCUCUCAAAGCUUCAGGAAUUAUUGUU
Messenger RNA from Epinephelus moara (kelp grouper), 4150 nucleotides. RefSeq names its product prickle homolog 1b (gene prickle1b). NCBI's taxonomy places the organism in Eukaryota, Metazoa, Chordata, Actinopteri, Perciformes, Serranidae. The record is from RefSeq and is a predicted model, not a curated record. The coding region runs from base 355 to 3159 and encodes 934 amino acids. Gene Ontology annotation, molecular function: zinc ion binding. The transcript is spliced from 8 exons.